AUAGUGAUCUGUGGUUUGAAGGUUGUCAGAACACAGAGGCGGCGUGGCCUCAUGAUAAAUUUUAAAUUCAUUGUAUAAUUUAAUGUUCAUUUCGGAAAAAUGGAUACCAGGGAGCUGACGGAAAUAUUGCGCGCAACAAUUGACCCUAAUCAAAGGCAACAAGCAGAGGAACAGCUUGCUCGGAUACAUAAAAUAAUUGGAUUUGCACCAUCACUGCUCCAAGGGAUUAUGUUAAAUGAUGUUCCACUACCAGUGAGACAGGCUGGAGUAGUUUAUUUGAAAAAUCUGGUAACAUCAGGAUGGCAUGAAAAAGAACCUGAAAAUGGAGAGCCUAUACCUUUCAGCAUUCAUGAACAAGACAGGGCCAUGAUUCGGGACAUGAUGGUGGAUGCUAUUGCACAAGCUCCGGACAUAAUAAGAGUGCAGCUUUGUGUUUGUCUGAAGACUAUGAUCAAACAUGACUUCCCGUCUCGUUGGCCUCAGAUUGUUGAUAAAAUUCAUAUUUUCUUGCAAAACCAUGAGCCUAAUAGUUGGAUGGGAGCUCUUUUAUGCCUUUAUCAAUUAAUCAAAAACUAUAAGUAUGUUUCAACAAAUAAGAGGAACACUUUGAUAGAAGCUACGAAUUUAUUGUUACCCAUGAUGUAUAAUCUCAUAGUCAAUCUACAGGCUGAUCAAUCAAUGGAGUCUGUGCUUUUACAGAAACAGAUACUCAAAUGUUUUCAUAGUUUGAUUUUGUAUGUUUUUCCCCUGAGUUUAAUCACUAAAGAGGUAUUUACAAAGUGGAUGGAGGUAUUAAGAUCAGUCCUUGAGCAGCCUGUGCCUGAACAUACUUUACAAGUUGAAGAGGAUGAGCGCUUGGAGUUGCCUUGGUGGAAAUACAAAAAAUGGGCAAUUCAUAUAUUGUACAGAUUGUUUGAAAGGUAUGGAAACCCUGUAAAUGCUCGUCAAGAUUAUAUUGAGUUUUUUGAGUGGUAUUUAACAACUUUCACGGGAGGUAUUUUGGAAGUUUUGCUGCGAAUAUUGGAUCAGUAUAGACAAAAAAUAUAUAUAUCGCCAAGAGUGCUGCAACAAACUAUAAGUUACAUAGAUCAGUGUAUUAGUCAUGCACACUCCUGGAAAUUGUUAAAACCUCAUAUGUUUGCUAUCAUACAAGAUGUGCUCUUUCCCCUGAUGUCAUACUCAGAUGCCGAUGAUGAGUUAUGGUUUAGUGAUCCACAUGAGUAUAUACGAUUAAAAUUUGAUAUUUUUGAAGACUUUGUAUCUCCUGUGACUGCAGCAGAAUCACUCCUCAUGUCCUGCUGCAAAAAGCGAAAGGACAUGUUAGAAAGAACAAUGCAUCUUUGCAUGCAAGUGCUUACGAGUCAAGGUGGAGAAUAUGGGCCACGCCAGAAGGAUGGUGCUUUGCAUAUGGUGGGAACUCUGAACGAUAUCCUAAUGAAGAAAAAAUUUUACAAAGAGGAAAUUGACUCAUUGCUUAGUCAAUAUGUGUUCCCUGAAUUUCAUAGUCAAUUGGGUUACAUGAGAGCUAGAGCUUGUUGGGUUCUGCACUGUUUUGCUGUUGUGCGCUUUAAGAGUGAACCACAACUGGUUGAUGCAGUUCGGCUCACAGUAAACGCCCUGCUGAACGAUACUGAUCUACCUGUGAAAGUGGAAGCAGCUAUUGCACUCCAAAUGCUUUUAUCGUCUCAGGAAAAAGUCUAUGUAUUGUUAGAACCACAAGUUAAAGCAGUAAUAACUGAGCUUCUUCAAGUUAUUCGUGAAACUGAGAAUGAUCAUAUUGCAAACGUGCUACAAAAGAUAGUGCCACUAUACACUGAGCAACUAAUGCCCAUGGCAUUUGAGAUCAUGGAACAUUUGGCCACAACCUUCAGUAAAGUUAUAAAAACUGAUUGUGGGUCAGACGAGAAGGCAAUCACAGCAAUGGGUCUCCUAUACACUAUGCAAACUGUACUAAAUGUUAUGGAGGACAAUCCUGAAAUAAUGGUACAAUUGGAAAAAACAGUCUUACGUGUUGUUGUACAUAUUCUGCAUCACAAUAUUAUAGAGUAUUAUGCAGAAGCUUUCACUUUAUUGUGUAAUUUAACUGCAAAGACAAUAUCAGAAGACAUGUGGAAAGUUUUAGAGAUGUUGUAUCAGAUAUUUACAAACGAAGGCACUGAUUACUUCAUUGAUAUGAUGCCAGUCCUUCACAACUACAUCACUAUCGACACCAACGCCUUUCUGUCAAAUGAAAAUCAUAUACUAGCUAUGUUCAACAUGGCUAAAGUGGUACUAAACUCUGAUGCAGAAGAUGAAUCUGAAGUUUAUGCCGCGAAACUUCUUGAAGUGAUUGUCCUGCAGUGCUCGGGUAAAAUAGAUAACUGUUUACAUUCAUUUGUUGAGCUUGUUCUUGGCAGGCUCACAAGGAAAGUCAAGACUUCCGAACUAAGAACCAUGUUGCUUCAGGUGCUGAUAGCUAUCUUGUACUGCAAUCCACACCUACUCUUCACGAUUCUGAACAGUCUUCAAGAGUCUGUCCCUAAUGCAUCUAUAACUCAACACUUUAUUAAACAGUGGAUUCAUGACACCGACUGCUUUGUGGGAUUACAUGACAGAAAGUUGUGUGUGCUUGGCAUUUGUACCCUCCUCGAAAUGGGUCCACAGAGACCGAGCCUUGAUGAAAUUUUGCCGAAAAUCAUUCCCUCGUGCUUGACAUUAUUCGACGGGUUAAAACGAGCCUACGAAGCGAGGGCUGAAGCAGAUGAUACCACAUCAUCAGAAGAAGAUGAGGCAGAUGAUGAUGAAGAGGUACUUUCAAGUGAUGAUGACGAUAUUAAUCAAAUGAGUAGUGAAUAUCUUCAAAAUCUUGCAAUGAUGGCUACGAAAAACAGUGCUCAGCAAGGAGUCAAUGUCACUGCUAAAAUUGAAGAAUAUGAUAGUGACGAUGAUGACGAUGACGAAGAUUUCGAACCAGACGAAACCGCCAUCGAGUGUUACACCACGCCUCUCGAUGAAGAUGACUGCACUAUUGAUGAAUACAUAAAAUUCAAAAAUACAUUAUCAAAUCUGUCUGCUAGUGAGCCUGCGCUGUACCACGCGCUAACAAGUGUCCUAACAGAAGUGCAGCAGAAGCAGUUGAAUGCUAUAUUUGUUUUGGCUGACCAACGCAAAGCUCAACAGGACAGCAAACGCAUUGAACAAAGUGGAGGUUAUUCAUUUAGUGUUCCAGCGCAAGUCCCUACUACAUUUAAAUUUGGCUCAUAAAUAAAUUGUUCACAUUAAAUCUUUUGAAUUUUUAAGCAAAUUACUAUUGUGUAUAUUUAAUUAAAUAUUUCUUUAUUA
Messenger RNA from Bicyclus anynana (squinting bush brown), 3321 nucleotides. It is a transcript of the gene msk, whose product is annotated as importin-7. Bases 100 to 3243 code for a protein of 1047 amino acids. The record is from RefSeq and is a predicted model, not a curated record. Gene Ontology annotation, molecular function: small GTPase binding. Gene Ontology annotation, biological process: protein import into nucleus. The transcript is spliced from 14 exons. Lineage: Eukaryota; Metazoa; Arthropoda; Insecta; Lepidoptera; Nymphalidae. Gene Ontology annotation, cellular component: nuclear envelope; cytosol.